AUGGCUGGUCGGGGUGCGUGUGUGUGCGUCUGCAUUCUUGGCUCGCGUGGGGCUUUCGUUGCUCUCGUGGUGUUGCUGGGUAUCCAUUGCGUGGAGGCCAAGUUGGGAUGGCUGUCAUCUAGUGUAGUCAGUCCAAAGGACUUUACCGCUCUGCCACUAGAAGCUUUUAAGAUAAUAAGGCUAAGGGAGUCGGAUGAUAGCUGGUCGUCAGAAGAGAACUCGAAGUCUGUUUCCGCUAUCAUUAAAGCAGAACUUGCUAACUAUGAUCCUUCCGUAAAUUGGAUCCUGGAUAUUUGUCCCAUUAAUUUGGACAUUUUAAAGGCGGUCCAUGCAGACAAUCACCUCAACAUGAUCAUCUGUAUUACUGUUCCCGACGAGGAAAUAAUUUCACAAGCAGUUGAAGGGCAUUGGGAUACUGACGAAAUCGCCCUUAAACUUGCUCAUUCAGAUUAUGCGAUGUCAAGAGCGCGCAGCUUUUUUCGUAGUAUGGGCUGCCCAAUUUAUGAAUUAAGGGAAUUAGAGCAGGAGAUGGAGGCAGAGGAUUGCCGGGCAGGUCAUGAACUUGACAAUGACGAAAAUUGGUUUAUCAGCCAUUGUGCUGCAGGAAUCAGUCAGGACUUUAAUGCCAUGCCUAUGGAGUUGUUGCAGGAUGAUGAGACUAAAGCAGAACGCCAUUUCCGCCUCCAUGAGCUUGUUGCUCAACUUCGCGACUUAACUGAGGAACGGAGAGCUCAGCACUUGGCACUCUUGAGCGACUUUUUUGACCGCAAUGAGUGGUACACAAACGAAAGGAUAAACAUAAUAAACAUUUUCUGUCUCUUGCUUCAAUUGGAGUUGGACAAGUGGCAAGAUCGAAACCAGGUGGUUGGGAUGCUCAUUGGAUUUGCUGGCAGCACCGAAGAAGGCAAACUGGGGAACCAAAACUGCUACCGACUUCCUAUGUUAAAACCUCCGGGAUUAGCCAUUGCAGAGCAGUCAGGGGAGUCGAAGUCAAAACGCCAUCAACCUCUUGAAGGAAAGGUUCACACAAUCGCAUACACGGCUGAGGACCCUGUGGGUAGCAACGAUGGGACGGAUCGUCCACAAAUGCUUUUUGUUACCAAUGAGGUACUGACCGGCGGUGAGAUUAUUCCUCUCGCUUCAGAUCUUGCAUCGAAGGUGUGGGCAAGAGUUCCUCCGUUGAACCGGUGCAGGCGUAACCAUCAAUUGGGUCCUGGUGGUGGUCAAAGCUCACCUUCGGUUUGCCUCUUCUUGACCGUGCAGCUAACAGAGGAGCAGGUAAAAUUGGGCGUGCAUGUGGACGACAACGGAGAUCCGCUUCCUCGUGUGGAAGAACCCCCAAAGUCUCAAAAAAUCGCAAGUUCUCGUUCCGUACAAGCAAUCAAAGGGACCAAGAAGGCGAGUAAGGACGCAUUAAUUUCUACGAUCACUUGA
Molecule: messenger RNA, 1434 nt
Organism: Hydatigera taeniaeformis
Lineage: Eukaryota; Metazoa; Platyhelminthes; Cestoda; Cyclophyllidea; Taeniidae
Source: the annotation of a GenBank genome assembly